Molecule: messenger RNA, 2542 nt
Organism: Ornithodoros turicata
Lineage: Eukaryota; Metazoa; Arthropoda; Arachnida; Ixodida; Argasidae
Gene: Zw10
Product: centromere/kinetochore protein zw10 homolog
Exons: 1
Coding region: 143-2248 (701 amino acids)
Biological process (GO): mitotic spindle assembly checkpoint signaling; endoplasmic reticulum to Golgi vesicle-mediated transport
Cellular component (GO): RZZ complex
Source: RefSeq, a predicted model, not a curated record
CCAGCGUUCAUUUACAGUCGAAUGAACCAGUCACCAGUUUCGCUGUUUGCGCCGUUUGCGCGGUUGUACAGUUGUAUUUGGACGUGGGAAAUCAAUUGCAUCAAUUGUAUCUCGUGCCAGUUUAAUUUGAUAGUUGUCAUUGAUGGCGUCGCUCGUAGCCGAAGUUUUGCAGAGUAAAGCACCGUUAGACAAGGCAAGUUUGAAAGCUCUAGUUGCAAAGCUUGCAUAUCAAAUAGACAAACUCAAGAGCGAUCUGCAGAAAGAGUUGGUUUCGAAGUAUGACAUAUUUGAGCAGUACCACGCCCAUUCUAGCUAUCUUACCACGUGUUUAGAGGCUGCCGUAUCUGAAGUCGAUGAUGUGCAGAAAAAAGUUCGGGAUCAUGUGAAACCGAGGUUGCGCCAAGCAACGACAGAGUUUAAGCAGCUGUCCGAAGAACUAACCGUUGUAGAGGAACAGUCCGUCGAAGUCAUGAAAUAUGUGAAAAUACACGAAUGUUUCGAGAAGGCUGAAGAGGCAUUCAGCGCUCACAGGUUAGAAUACUGUUCGAAACAACUCGAAGAGGCUGGUGAUGUCAUCGGAACGUUAGCCGGAAGGGCAGAUAUACAGUUGGUGGACGCAUUGCAUACUGAGCACGUCAUUAAGUGUGAACGCCUUCAGUACAAUCUAACGGAAGAAUGGAACAAACGCUUUGUAUGGAAGAUCGGAAAGGCUCCGCACAUUGUUGUUCUCACUGUACAGGUGACGAGCGUUGAAGAUACUAAUGCCACGAUACGGGCACUUGAAAGCCAAAACGAUCUUGAGCACAAAGUUUCGCAGUUCGGCCGUUCUCUGCUGACGAAUGUGGUGGAACCCAUGGUGAAGUACAGCUCAAAGGUCACACUGGAACCUGGUUCUUCAACGAUGCAGGUCGACUUUGCAGAGCACGGUGUUCCAGGCAUCACUGCCGUUCUGCAAAAUCUCUCCACUGUUUUUACAUUCCUCAACAACUCCCUCAUGGGGCUGUGUGCGGGCGAAAGAAGUAUGUUGCAGCUCAUUGGAGAGGCUGUCGGACGCGACUUCGCGGACAUUGUUGUCAAGUGCUGCCUCGAACCAGCCGUGCCGAGCGACGGCAGUCAGCUAGGUGCUUUCCCGACUGAAGAACUGUUAGACUUCCACAACCAACUUAUCGGCAUUCAUUUCUUAUCCGCCGGCGCAUCCCAGUUUUCUAGCUUCACCACCGACCUCGAAUCUCUGUGCAUCAAUAAACGCAGCCAGAACAUCCUGAUGAAAGCGCGCGAGUUGAUGAAACAGCCUCUGCACGAGACGUCCGUCGUCGGGGUGGUCGGCGUUGCCGAAAAGCAGAAGCUGAAAUCUAUAGAAGACGGUCUGGACGGAAGUAUAUUUAUGUUUCCAAAGUCCCAAGUCAGCAAGCACAGUGUGGAGGUCGUCGAUUUGAUGAAGUCCCUGGUUUCAGAAGCUAAAGAUGGCCAGGCGGACCGCGUAUGGUACAUGAACACGGUGCGAAACAUUUGUGAACUUUACUGUGGUGUUGUGCCUGUAAUACACAAACACGCUAUCGAAACAAUACCACAGCAGACUGCAAUCCAUCACAACAACUGCAUGUACUUGGCUCAUGAAUUGCUAGAACUUGCAGCCAGCAUGACGGGAGUCACCAUCGUGGACCUGGCUUUAAAACUGCGAAAGCUCGGAGUGACCCCCUUUCUGGACCAGAUGAAGAAGCAGAGGGAACACCUGCUGGACUUCUUGAGAGACGUGUCCUCGUACGAGGACAGCGGUGCCAUCGAGCGUGCUGUUCAGCGUUGUCUCUACCAUCUUCAGCAGCUGAAGAAAGUUUGGAGCGAUGUUCUCCCUGUGCCGGUCUAUCUGAAAGCAAUUGGCACGUUGCUGAAUUCUGUUGUGGAGCACAUCACAACAAGCAUAGUGGACAUGGAAGACAUAUCGUCCACGUUGUCGGAAGAUCUGAUGGCUACCCUCGAUAGAAUGAUUACUCAGGCUACGGAACUCUUUGAUGUUGCCGACAGCCCGCAGGAUGAAAGGGUGGCAGCAUCGAACCAUGUUCAGAAAUGGAAGAAAGUAUGCGAGCUCAAGAGCCUGCUGGGUUACAACCUUAGACAAGUUGUGGACAGGUGGGCCGAUGGCAAAGGACCUUUAGCCGUAUGCUUUACUUCGGAGGAAGUGAAGAAGCUUGUCCGUGCCCUAUUUCAAAAUACGGACCGGAGAGCAGCUGCAUUGGCCAAGAUUCGGUGACUUUAGGUCAUCAGCUAAGUUCUUGCAGAUAGUUACAUUUGGAAACAAAUGGUUACAUCACUCUAAAUGCCUUACUUUUUUACUUUAAUUUCACUUUAUAGCUUGAUGUGACCAAGUAUGUACAGAAGGAAUGCUCUUUGUCACAGAUGAGAGCUCUGAUAACUGUCCAGAAAUAGAAUUAUGCAAUAUAUUUUGUUAGGCCUAUUGAAUGUUUGCCGCAAAAGCAGCCAUGUAAAUAAAAAUACCUUGAUCUUUUCAUAAAUUUGGAGCUGUGAUCAGCUUCAUCAGAGUUAG